Molecule: messenger RNA, 2335 nt
Organism: Puntigrus tetrazona (Sumatra barb)
Lineage: Eukaryota; Metazoa; Chordata; Actinopteri; Cypriniformes; Cyprinidae
Gene: seta
Product: SET nuclear proto-oncogene a
Exons: 8
Coding region: 1128-1937 (269 amino acids)
Biological process (GO): nucleosome assembly
Cellular component (GO): chromatin; nucleus
Molecular function (GO): histone binding; chromatin binding
Source: RefSeq, a predicted model, not a curated record
ACCCAUGACCUUGGCGUUUGUGCCGUACAGCAGUUCGGGGUCAUUCACGAAUAACCUUUUUACGUAAAAAACGUUCGGAUGCAUUUUUAACUUUUUAACUCGAACGCUGCAUUUUUAAAAAGUUCUUCAUGCAUGGGACGCAGGUGCAACGGUUCUCAUGCAAAGUUUGUGUCGAAAAACAACGGAACAGUUGCUCAGUGCAAUGCAAAAUGCGUUCGGCGUGAAUGCUUGUUCGGUUUUAAGGGUUAGUUCACCCCGAAAUGAAAAAUUCUGUCAUUAAUUACUCGCCCUCGUGUUGUUUUAAACCCGUAAGAGCCAUUCUCAGAAACAUAGCAAGGUAAAACAAACAUCAGUAGCUCAACUCAAGCUACUAGAACGCUUUUAAUGCACAAAGACAACAGUUUCUUGAACAAUUUCUUCUCCCCUGCCGUUUUGGAGAAUGCUUUCUUUGUGCACAAAAAGCGUUAGCAUAGCUAAAAUGAAGUUGUGCCGCUGAUGCACAUGGACGGUUUCACUGAUGGCCUUGCUACGUUUCUGGGACCGGGAACAUUUAUGGAGGGCCAGAGAUCUCACAGAUUUCAUCAAACGUCUCUUAAUUUGUGUCCCAAAGAUGAACAAACGUCUUAAUGGUUUGAAACGGCACGAGGGCGAGUCAUUAAUGACAGGAUUUUGAACCAAUCCACUGAUUGAACACACUCCUGUGUGUUUACUUGCGGUGCUGUUUAGUCCAGAACCAUUUUAUCUACAUUCAGGUGACAUGUUAUGAGAGCUUCGUUAAAAUCCCGCCCUUUUUGUAGCGGUUCCAAACCCCGCCCCGCCCUCGCCGGCGCCGGCCAAUCAGAGAGCGCGACCGGGGAUCGACGGCGCGCGCGGCGGGUUGUUCUGGAAGGGGCGGAGCUCAUUUUUCGAGCUCGUGCGGGGCGCGUUCUGUCCGAAAGAGCGCGUGAGAAUCUGCGUUCGUUCCCUCGCGGUAAGUUUGUGUGCGGAGCAGCGCUCGUUUCUCUUCUUGUCCUAUCGCAAGUCUCCAGAAGCCGAGUUCAAGGAGGACGAUCUUCUACCUCAGCGAGUUUAAAAACCACAGCGCUUGAUUCUCACUGAAAACUCCUCUCGUCGUGAUCAGUGAAAUCAUGUCUGCCUCAGCGGCUAAAGUCAGUAAAAAGGAACUGAACUCGAACCACGACGGCGGGGACGAGACCUCGGAAAAAGAGCAACAAGAAGCCAUCGAGCACAUCGAUGAAGUACAGAACGAAAUCGACAGACUGAACGAGCAGGCGAGUGAGGAAAUCCUCAAAGUCGAACAGAAAUACAACAAACUCCGCCAGCCGUUCUUCCAGAAGAGGUCGGAACUCAUAGCCAAAAUCCCCAACUUCUGGGUCACAACAUUUGUCAACCACCCGCAAGUCUCGGCUCUUCUCGGGGAGGAGGAUGAGGAGGCGCUCCACUACCUGACCAGAGUAGAGGUGACGGAGUUCGAAGACAUCAAAUCCGGCUACAGAAUAGAUUUUUAUUUCGACGAAAACAUGUAUUUCGAGAACAAAGUCCUCUCCAAAGAAAUUCACCUGAACGAAAGCGGAGACCCGACCUCGAAGUCGACGGAGAUCAAGUGGAAGCCGGGAAAAGACCUCACGAGUCGGUCCGGUCAGACGCAGAGUAAAGCGGGCAAGAAGCGGCAGCACGAAGAGCCCGAGAGCUUCUUCACCUGGUUCACCGAUCACGCCGACUCGGGGGCGGACGAGCUGGGCGAAGUCAUUAAAGACGACAUCUGGCCCAAUCCUCUGCAGUACUACUUGGUUCCGGACAUGGAGGACGAGGAGGGAGAGGGCGAGGACGAGGAGGAAGACGAGGAAGGUCUGGACGACAUCGACGAAGAGGGAGAGGACGACGGAGAGGAAGAGGACGACGACGACGGGGAGGAUGAUGACGGCGAGGACGACUGAAGCUGAAAUAGAGGAAUAUUAUCCACAUUUCCCAAAUUGCUUCUUUGGCUUUUUUUUUUUGUUGUUUUUUUGGCGAAGCAAGGCGCUUCCUUUUCCUCCUCUUUUUUUUUUUUUUUUUUUUUUUUUUCGUUUCUUGGUUUUGAGCUCCAUCUUUCCUCUAUCCUGAACUUGCCGUGUUGAAGUCCCCCGAACAGACUCGAAAUAAACUGACUGCAAAAUCUCGCCGACAUGGCAUCCACCAUCUCAAUUUCCAAAUGCAUUUCGAGGUUUAAAGAAAAAAGAAAAGAAAAAAAAAGCGAAACACUGUAGUUACCGGCCGCGCGUCGUCUGGAGUAGACCUGCGAAAUAGUGUUUUCUGUUUUGUUUUUUAUUAUUAUAAAUAUAUAUGUACAAAUAUG